This is a messenger RNA of Periconia digitata, 639 nucleotides long. The record is from the annotation of a GenBank genome assembly. Lineage: Eukaryota; Fungi; Ascomycota; Dothideomycetes; Pleosporales; Periconiaceae.
ACUUUUGAUUUAUUUUUGGUUUUCAUUCUCGUCAUGUCUCACCACCACGGCAUAGAGUUACAAGGAUGCGUCGAUCCCAUCUUAUCGACGACUUUUGCUGCUUUAACUCCUUCGCCCACCUUCUCCAACCUGGCCCUGCAAGACCCCCAACAGCAGCAGGGUCUCGCCGCCAGACCAACUCCUCGAGAUGUCUACGACCCGAUCCCUGGACUCAAUUGCACGUAUGAAAUACACUGCCAAGCAGAUACAGAAUUCGUCUGCGAAUGGGGCAUGGGAUGCGAUCAGCUGAUAAAGCCGCCGCGAUGUAAAAUCUCUAGCGACAGCCAGACAAUCACAAUGUCCCAAUACGCCUCGAGGUUGCCUAUCGAUCCGGAGGAGCUGUGGACGGAGCUGAGCAUGAAUAUGAUGAUGUUGAUUUCGCAUUCUGCGACUGCGACGAGUACGUCGGCACCGACGACGACGGCGACAGAUGUUGUACCCACUGCAACGCAAACUGGAGGAGGGAAGAUGCGUGCAGCACAUGGAAUGAUUUACUCCAGCCCGACUAUUUAUGGAUUUUCGACCGUCGGCGAUAUCGUGUGGGGGGUGCUCAUGGCAUGGGGCAUUUCAUCGAUCUUGUUGUUAGUGCACUUUCUGUAG